Labrus mixtus (cuckoo wrasse) is the source of this 3381-nucleotide messenger RNA. It is a transcript of the gene bcas1, whose product is annotated as brain enriched myelin associated protein 1. The record is from RefSeq and is a predicted model, not a curated record. Gene Ontology annotation, biological process: myelination. The transcript has 17 exons. Lineage: Eukaryota; Metazoa; Chordata; Actinopteri; Labriformes; Labridae. The coding region runs from base 343 to 2373 and encodes 676 amino acids.
GAUCUUGUUGAGGUAUAUGUUCACAGGAUACCCACAGAGAUUACCAUGAACUCAUCAUGUGAUUUUACAAAAGAAGGCCAACACCUUGUAGGGCGGAUGGCGGGCUUUCUACUGGAGGAAAUCCAAAUUGAUUAUUUUAAAAGGUCCCACCCUUUUUUUAAGCACACAUUAAAUAGCCUGUUUACAAUAGCCUUGUAUACACAGUUGGGUAGGAGCUGCUAGUCGAUCACUGGAAUUUUCCAUAUUUUUCCCUAAGCAGGAUAUACUUUACUCGGCUACAAAGGUGUAACAAGUUUUACCCGAGAUAAAAUUCUGUGUCUGCAGGAGUUUGACUGGGAAAAUAUGGGAAACGAGCAAGCAAAAGCUAAAGAGCGAGCAAAGAGUUUGAAAAAAUCAGAGAAGCAUGGAAAUGGAUCAGUGCAUGGCCUCUCCGCAAACAUCACAUCUAAUGGAUUGCAGGUUAAUGGCGGGACAACAUCUGUAGACCUCCUCACAGAUACAACAGAUUAUGUAGUAAUCGAAGCAGACUCUCUACCUGCUCCAGAUGGGACUCCAAUUAUUUCUGAAGUCCUGGAAACUGCCACCAAGACAGAGGAGGUCCUGGAAACAAUGGACGAAAAGAAGGAGGUCUUGGAAUCCAUGAACGAGAAGAAGGAGGAGGUCCUGGAAACCAUGACCGAGAAGAAGGAGGAGGUCCUGGAAACCUUGGACCAGAAAAAGGAGGUCCUCGAAGCCAUGAAUGAGAAGAAGGAGGAGGUCCUGGAAACCAUGAAUGAGAAGAAGGAGGAGGUCCUGGAAACCAUGAAUGAGAAGAAGGAGGAGGUCCUGGAAACCAUGAACGAUAAGAAGGAUGAGGUCCUGGAAACCAUGAACGAGAAGAAGGAGGCCCUGGAAAACACGGUACAGACAGAGGUCAAGAAAAGUAAAGAAAAACUCAAUCUGUUUGGCAAAAUGUUCAAAAAGAAAGCAGAACCUCCCGCUCCUCAGCCAGUUCCUGUCGAAGUUGAAACAGUUCAAGAAAUAGUCACGCCAACUGAAGAUGAAACAGAUCAAAAAGCUCCAGAGGAAACUCCCCCUGCCACUGAUCCAGAGCCGGAGACAGCUAACGUAGGGCAAGAACCAGAGCCGGAACCAACACCAGAACCAGAGUCAUCACCAGAGCCGGAAAGUGUGACUCCAGACCCGAGUGCAGAGGAAGAAAAAGCUCCUGAACCAGAGACGGAAAACAGUGAACCUGAGGACAAGCAAGAGGAGAGUAUCCCAGAAGAGAAUCCAGUUAUGAACUUCUUCAAAACACUAGUGACUCCCACUAAAACGACCAAAAAGGAAACAGCUGCUCCUGCUGCUGCUGCUGCUCAGCCCCCAAAGGAGAGCCAACCAGCUGCAACCACUACUGUUGCACAAGUAUCUGAACCGCCCGCAGCAUCCAAAGGAAUGUCUAUCCCGCCGCCACCUCCUCCAGAGCCACCAAAAAUGGAAAUUAAAGCCGAACCAGCAGCCAAACCUGUCAAAUCCUCACCAAAAGUGGAACCAAAAGCUGCUGCAAAAGAACCUGAGCCCGCAAAGGGAAAAUCUGCCAAAGAUGCACUGAGCAAAUUCUUCCGUCCAAAGACAAGCAAGAACCCACCAGAGCCAACAGUAGAGGUAGAUGCACAACCGGUUGUAGAAGUCAAGGAGUCACCAGUGGAGGAGCCAGAGCCAGUUGUAGAAGUUCAGGAGACACCAGUGGAGGUGCCUGAGCCCGUUGUAGAAGUCCAGAGUGAAAAUAUAUUUGAACCUCCUGAGACAGCGGAGGAGGCGGCACAGCCGGCUGUAGAGGACAGUCAGCAGAUUGUUGAAGAUGUGGAGGUACCACAAGCAGAGGUAGAAACCGAGAAGGUGGAUCCCUCGAAAGCCGGCACUCUGGAGGCUGCUGCGAAACCGGAACUGCCGCCGCCUGUUCAGGAAGAGAAGAAACCGCCCGCAAAAUCAGCUUUCCUGUCUUUCUUCAAGCCUAAAGUACUGUUAGACAACAUGACCACAAAAGUCCAGGCAGCCUCCACAAGUGGAGUUCGGUUCCUCAGGAGAACAACUGGAGUGGCUGACUCCAAGAAGGCGGCCCCUGCCCCCGCUGCAGCAGCAGCAGAAGCAGCAGCUCAGACAGCCAAAGCCAAAGAGGAACCCAAAGCAGCGGUCAAAGAGGCGGUCGUAGAAAACAAACCAGCUUCAGGGGACUCCCCGGCUGGAGACGACGCCGCCAACGUGCCCGCCAAACUGGAGAAGAGAAACUCCAUCCACAAGUUCUUUAAACAUCUGGGUCAGAAACGUGGCUCUACAGAUGCCGGGGUCCAGACAGAGCCAGCCGUCGCUGCAGCAGCUGAGAAGGCCAAAUGAAACCAAAAGCAACACUAAAGUCUCCCUGUACAGACUCCACCUCUCUCUCCUUCUCUUUCUCAAUCUUUUACCUCUCUCUCUCUCUUAUCUCCCUUUCCUCUCCUAUCUCUAACUACAUUUUCUUUUCUUUUUCUUUUGCUACACUUAAGAAGUCAUAAUUCAAAAGAGCGACGUGUCUGGAAGGAUUAAAGCAAGUGUGAGAAAGAGCAGGAGGUGUUUGUGGUGGAAGUCAAGAAAUGGCAAGGUCGUUGAGAUAAAUAUAUAUAUUUUUUGUUAUAUAGAUGUCUUGACAAGUAUAGCGAUGUGAGUGUGAAACCGUUUUGUUUUUUUUAAGAGACAUUUAAUGUGACUUAUCUCUGUUCCCACCGCCUGACAUUCUGUAAACUGGGCGUAUGUUAUAGACAGAACCAUGCUUUGCUUUGAGCAGAUUAAUAUGUCAAAAACAUUUAAGAACACAAUGUUAUAAAGGUUUUAUUUUUACAGAAUGAACCAGAAAUAUCACACAGAAGGUGUCAAUACAAAGGAUAAUAUAUAAUGAUAAUGAAGAAGUACUUUAAUGUAUAUAACAUUUAAAUACGACGAGCACAUUUCUAUAACAAACUGCACUUACAGAUUUUUUUUUUUAACUUGAUCUAAGCUCUGUGUAAAACUAAAGCACAUAACAUGUCAUGUAUUGGGCCAUGUGGGAAAAAAAUCUCAAUCUUUACUGCUCUGUGGGGACCUGAUUGUAAAGUGUUCACGAUAACAAAUGCGUCUGAAGGUGGCAGAAUGGUGUCUUUGUGCAAAUGUGUCCUUGUGGUACGUUUUCGCAGUUCUCAUAAAUCACAGUCGAUUAGCUUUUAAUUUGGUCGCAGCACUUUGUGUCGUGUCGUUUUCAUGGAAGUGUCUUAAGUCAUUUUCUGUUUUUUGGCGUAUGUGCAAUUAAUACCGUGCUUCUGUUUGCACUAUAAGUAUGUAUGUAUGCAUAACAUCGGCUCUCUCUUGAAGACAAUAAAUAUGUUCAACAUU